Messenger RNA from Prunus dulcis (almond), 2254 nucleotides. RefSeq names its product silicon efflux transporter LSI2. Gene Ontology annotation, cellular component: membrane. Lineage: Eukaryota; Viridiplantae; Streptophyta; Magnoliopsida; Rosales; Rosaceae. The transcript is spliced from 4 exons. The record is from RefSeq and is a predicted model, not a curated record. Gene Ontology annotation, biological process: transmembrane transport. The coding region runs from base 480 to 2123 and encodes 547 amino acids.
GGCAUUUUUGUUUAUCUUAGAUUUUUUGGGACAAAAAGUUCUUGUGAUGAGAUGGGUACGAGUCUACCACGCAAGAGCAUCAAACAGUAAAUAAGUUUUCAGAACAGCAAGGAUUACAAGAUAAUCAGGGAACGCUUCAUAUAAAAGUUCUUCGCUUUUAGAUAUGGAAACCGAGAAGAAGCUCAGCGAACACCUCUUUUAUUUAAUUUAGCUGAAAUAGAAAAGUUGGAAUCUGCCUAUCAUCUAAUCCAAAACCAAGAACUUUCUGUUUCAUGGAGUGUUUGCUUUGCAGUACAGUUAUACAUACAAUGUUCUUCUGAUUUUGACAGCUGCAGAACGGCAUGUUGAGGGUCUUUACAUUUUUGGCCUGUAUUAAUGCAUGCUAUCGUUAGCUGCGGGGUUCUUAAUAUAUUCUCAAGCCUUUGGAAUUUCAUAUGUAUAUGUCAAGAAUAAGAUUCUGAGCUUCUUAAAUUGGAAAAAUGGCCAUGGCUUCUUCUGUGAAAGUGGUUCUUGGCUCAAUUGCCUUUGCAGUCUUUUGGGUAUUGGCAGUGUUCCCGGCUGUCCCUUUUCUGCCAAUUGGGAGAACUGCAGGGUCCCUCCUAGGAGCAAUGCUUAUGGUUAUUUUCAGAGUCUUAACUCCUGACCAAGCAUAUGCUGCUAUUGAUCUCCCAAUCCUUGGUCUUUUGUUUGGGACAAUGGUUGUCAGUAUUUACCUUGAAAGAGCAGAUAUGUUCAAAUAUUUGGGUAAGUUGCUCUUGUGGAAAACCCAAGGAGCAAAGGAUCUGCUCUGUCGAAUCUGCUUGAUUUCUGCAAUUUCCAGUGCUCUCUUCACCAAUGAUACCUCUUGCGUGGUUUUGACUGAAUUUGUUUUAAAAGUUGCAAAACAGCAUAACCUCCCACCUCAUCCAUUCCUACUUGCCCUUGCCUCAAGUGCAAAUAUUGGGUCUGCAGCAACUCCAAUUGGUAAUCCUCAGAACUUGGUUAUAGCUGUUCAGAGUAAGAUUCCUUUCGGAAAAUUUGUGAUCGGAAUUCUCCCUGCAAUGCUUGUGGGAAUUUUUGUGAACGCUUUAAUCCUUUUAUGUAUGUUCUGGAGAUUGUUGUCUGUUCAUAAGGACGAGGAAGAUCCAGCUGGAGAAGUUGUUGUAGAAGAGGACGUAAGUUCUCAUCGGUUUUCACCAGCCACAUUGUCACAUAGUGCAUCCUUAAAAUCCCAAGAAUGGAACUCUAGAUUAGAAACCGCAGAUGUGAAAAGUUCUCCAAAUUUUAGUGGGAACAUAGAUAAUGUUGAGACUCUUAGAAACCGUUUACCUUCAAGUGAGAAUGAAAUAAACAACGUUCAUAGUGGUGCUUUGGACUCUGCAAGAAAUUCAAUUGCAUCAAAAGAGGAGAUAGUUGAUGUGUCUUCUCACAAAAGGGAGGAAACGAUCCUAUCGGAAAGGGCUGCGUCAAACAAUACACUGAGAGAUGCAUGUCCUACAGAGUCUUUGGAAGGGAAGGAAAAUCUGACCACAAGAUGGAAAAGAUUGCUGUGGAAAUCUGGUGUUUACCUUGUUACUGUAGGAAUGCUGAUUGCAUUGCUUAUGGGCCUGAAUAUGUCAUGGUGUGCAAUUACUGCUGCACUUGCUCUAGUGGUUCUUGAUUUCACAGAUGCUCGGCCAAGCCUAGAAAAGGUCUCGUAUUCACUUUUAGUUUUCUUCUGUGGAAUGUUUAUAACCGUCGAAGGGUUUAACAAAACUGGUAUUCCAAGCGCUCUCUGGGACUUCAUGGAGCCCCAUGCACAUAUUGAUCGUGCUACUGGGAUAGCUGUUCUUGCCCUUACCAUACUUGUGCUAUCAAAUUUGGCUUCAAAUGUACCAACUGUUCUGUUGCUUGGAGCACGGGUGGCAGCAUCGGCGGCUGCAAUUUCUGCGGCAGAGGAGAAGAAGGCAUGGCUCCUUUUAGCUUGGGUGAGCACGGUGGCAGGAAAUCUAUCACUGUUGGGAUCGGCAGCCAACUUGAUAGUGUGUGAACAGGCUCGCCAAUCCCCAUACCUUGCAUACACUUUAUCCUUCUGGAGUCAUCUUAAAUUUGGCGUCCCCUCCACUCUUUUAGUUACUGCCAUUGGUUUGACACUGAUAAGAUGAUUGAUCAUGUUUUCCCUGGUUGGUGCGUUUGAUUUAAUCAAUCUUGUUGUAAGUGAAACUUUUGUACAAAGGAAAGAUCAAUGUCAAUGAAAACAUAAAACCAAAAAACAAAAAUCGUCAACCUUUUGGAA